Cynara cardunculus var. scolymus (artichoke) is the source of this 2165-nucleotide messenger RNA. RefSeq lists its product as uncharacterized. The coding region runs from base 45 to 1838 and encodes 597 amino acids. Gene Ontology annotation, biological process: regulation of stomatal closure; cellular response to calcium ion; de-etiolation. NCBI's taxonomy places the organism in Eukaryota, Viridiplantae, Streptophyta, Magnoliopsida, Asterales, Asteraceae. The transcript has 13 exons. The record is from RefSeq and is a predicted model, not a curated record.
UAGCUGAUCCCCCCCCAACUGAAACUCUGAAGUUUGAUAUCACAAUGCAGCCCGUUUGCUCUACCAUUCCCAACUCUUAUUCUAAUUCCCAGGUUUGUGUAUAUGGAGGAGGGUGCAGACACUUUUCCUUGCCUCACAAGGCAUUCACAAUUAAAUACAUCAUGGCAAAUGAUGCUAUUUCGAGGUUAUCAAAUAAACUUCAUCCUCAAGGACUUCCCUUCAAGACCCAAGCAGCUACUUAUUUUGUCCAAAGAGAUGAGCAAUUAAACUCCCUUAGAUUGGCAGAUCAAUUCGUCGAAGAAACUAGGUCAUUGCCAAGGCCUUUUUAUCUCAGAAACACAGUUAUUGCAACCAAUCUUCCAAAUGAUCCCGCAUCUGCAUCUGAUUCCCUCAAACCAGAUCUAUAUUCAGAGUACCUUUCAAAAACAGAUACAGAGGACGUUUUUGCUGGAAUUAAUGAAUCCCUUAGUGCUCUGGUGUGUAACACAGACAUUGCUAUUACCAAUACACUCAAAACAAUCACAUCUUCAGUAGACCUUGCUUCCAAGGGUGUUAAUGAUGCAAUUGAUAUUUCUUUUAAUAACCUGAAGCUCUCUUUUAGUACUACAUUGUCAGGGUUAUCCAAUAACUCUAAGGGAGUCUCAAGUAAAGCAGCGGUUAUAGCUGUUGAUGGGUUAAGACAUGCCAUCAUUUCAGUUGAGGAGUUGCUAACACUGUGGACUACUUUUGUGGUCUAUGUUUAUGCAUCCGCCAAGGAUAUGCUCCCUCCAGAGCUCCACAAUGUACUAAAUUCUUCAGAAGAGAGGGUAUUUAAUGUCUUGAGGCCUUUUGGGGCAGCUUUUCAACAGGUUUAUACUGUCUUAGAGGGAUUUGAGACAAGUCUUGGCAUAAAUCCCAGCGAUCCCGUUGUCCCUUUUGUACUUUUUCUUGGAACAUCAACUAUUUUAUGGAUUUCUUACUGGAUAUUGACCUAUGCUGGAUAUGCCGGGGACCUGUCCCCAAAGUUAACUUUGGAGCUACUGAAUGGGAAAGAAAGUGUUGCCCUAAUUGAUGUCCGGCCUGAGGAUUUCAGAGAAAGAGAUGGAAUUCCUGAUCUCCGAAGGACAGCUCGAUUUCGAUAUGCUAGUGUGGCAUUUCCUGAGGUUGAUGCGAAUGUAAAAAAGUUACUGAAGGGUGGGAAAGAUCUUGAUGAUGCCUUGAUUGCCGCUGUCAUUCGGAGCUUAAAAGUUGUUCGAGAAGGGUCCAAGGUUAUAGUAAUGGAUGUUGAUGGCAGUCGCUCUAAGGGAAUCGCAAGAUCACUGAGGAAAGUUGGUAUUAAGAGACCAUACUUGCUCCAAGGUGGCUUCCGCUCUUGGGUUCUAGAGGGUUUGCGUAUUAAAGAGCCAAAGCCUGAGACAACACUUACCAUACUCAAUGAGGAAGCUGAGGCUAUUCUAGAGGGUACCACUCCCCUGCAAGUUAUCGGGUAUGGCGUGGGUUUUCUGGCAGCUACUUAUUCGUUGUUAGAAUGGGAGAAGACAUUGCAACUAAUUGCUGUUAUUGGUCUUGGUCAGACUAUAUAUCGACGAGUUGCUUCUUACAAGGACUCCAAAGAUUUCAACAGAGAUGUGAGACAACUUCUUGGCCCUGUUAAGCUGGGAGGUGAGGCAAUUGCGUGGGCUGCUGGGAAGUUGGAAACCAAUCGCAAUGGUUUACCGACUUCACCUUCCUCAGUAAAUAUCCAGAACAGGGUAUUGCAAGCUGCUGCGAAACACGAAUCUCAGCCACCUGAGAGCGAAGAACCACAAGAUACAUUAUCCCGUUCAACAACUCAGAACCCAGAUCUCUCUGAAGCAUAGAUGCUAUGAUUUUCAUCCAAAUUAUAAGCGCUCUAAAGUUUGACUGAAUUAUAUGGUGGGUAAUUGGUGUCUUGAGAAAAGCAGGUUCCUAAAGUUAGUUGUUGUAAUACGACUAUAUAUACUGCACAAUCAUUGAUAUAUAUAUAUAUAUAUAUUAUAUGUAUAUAUAGCAACAUAAUGUGGGAGAUUUUAGUUUCCUUGUACCAACUAGUUAGUUCUAUGAGUCGGUGAAAGGGCCAUUUAUGAGCCAAUUAUAUGUGCAUGUUAUAGUUCCAUGAUGUGGAAGAUUUCUGUUUCCAUAUGAAAUUCUGAGCCGGUUUAAAACUA